CUCUCACUCCCUCGCAUCUCCCUCUUGCAGCUCACCAGUCCACCAAACUCCGUCGGCCGCUGACUACCUACUUUCUCUUCCCGACCGUCCAUCACUCCAUCAACUCGCCUCAUCAGACAACAUCUUCCAUCUCCUUGUUGCACCAAUAUUGCUUCCUCUCAUACUCCUUCUUUCCUUCGAGCCUGCAUCUCUGCACACCACACUGAGCAGGCUCUUGAUGCCCUCUGGUGACUUAAAGAGGCACUUGCACUUUACUUGGCUAAUAUAGCCGGCUCCCCAGCCCGUCUCAUUUUGUUGCGGUCGCGUUUCGUCUCACAGCCGAACUCUCCUACCUCUCAACCUCUUUACCUCUGGCUCUUAGCCAACACCUGCCUGCGAUCUCAUUGACCUACAUCACCCUUGUCUUCAAACGGAAAUGUUUAUGUUGUUCGCUUCCUGAAGUCGCUGUCAGUUUGCGCGACCGACUCUCCGCACUCCACGAGCGCUGCUCAACCUUCUCACAUCCGACCCACUCGGCCAGCUCUCAUACAACCCAUAACCUUGUCCACAAGCCACCCUCUGCUGUGCAUUUGGGUUCUUAGUGUCCAAUCAUCCCAUUGGUGCCUCUGCAUAAUACUCUGGUGACGAUGAACAUGACACAGAUGAACCCAGGCGUGGCUGGUGGCCCAGUUGGGGGCAACAUGAUGAUGGUGAACAGUGGGAGUCCCGCCAUCCCGGGUAACAAUGGUGGUGCAUCCACAGAAGCGAUCAAGGUCCAGUUGAAUACCUACAUCUAUGAAUAUUUCAUCAAACUCGGACAUUAUGAACUUGCUAGAAACAUUCUAGCCGAGAAGGGCCUUGAGAUCCGCACCAGACCCCCAGUUAAGCCAAGUCCAGGUCGCCGCAAGGACAACGAAGUCAACGGCGUAGAUGCCGAUUCGAUGGACACGGAUGCUAAGGACGACAUCCCAGACGAUUUGCCACGACCUGCCCAUGCGGGAGAUGGCAACAGUCCGGGGAGCGGCUUUCUCUUUGAAUGGUUCUGCAUCUUUUCCGACCUGUUCGCCGCCCAUCAGAAGAAAGGUGGCCAAGGUGCCAAUGUUGGUGCCGCUGCCCAGUAUCUUAUCCAGCAUCAGAAUAUGCAACGGAUGCGUGAGAACCAGCAAAACCAGAACCUCGCCCGCGGCCCAGGCAUGAUGCCAAAUCAAUUCAUGCGUGCGGGGAUGGCACGAAACGGCAUGAUGAAUGGCAAUGUUCCCAGCGCGGCAAAGAUGACGCCUCAGCAGAUGGCACAAUUCAACAAACAAGCUGCCAUGCUACAACAACAGCAAAACAUGCAGCGGGGUGAAGCCGACGCUGACAUGAAUGGUCGAAACUCUCCUCCCGCCGAAGGCGAAAAUGGUGGCUCGCCGUCAAAGAGGCCUCGUCUUGAGGGCCAACAAUUCAACGCAGGCAUGAUGCCCAAUGGUCGACCAGCGAUGCCUGUUGUGCCACCCCAGAAUAUGAUGAUUCAAAACGCGUUCAAUCCCAAUAUGAAUAACCCUCAGUUCCGACAGAAUGGUGCUAUGCCACCACAGAAACCCUUACCGCCCGGAAUGGCUAACGGCAUGAUGAACAUGGCCAACGCCGGGUCCCCGAUGAUGCAGGGCAUGAAUCAAGCACAAUUCACCGACAGCAUGCAAAUGGAGAUGUACAAUCAGCGAAUGGCCGGCCAGCAGAUGCAAGGUGCCCCUGGCGGAGGGCAGAGUGGCAACCACGCUCUUCAAGAUUAUCAGAUGCAAUUGAUGUUGUUGGAGCAACAAAAUAAAAAGAGAUUGAUGAUGGCAAGGCAGGAGCAAGACAGCGCCGUCAAUAGAGAUGGACAGCCCAUGAUGCCUGGUGGCAUGUCACCAUCGGGCAGUGGUCGUACCGGAACCUCACCAAAUCCUGUGGAUCAGAUGAAGAGGACACCCCAGAUGGGAGGUAUGCCAGCAUCUCCGUCCGCUGGUGACCUGGCGGGACGUUCUCCUGCGGGCAUGAAUUUCAUGAACAACAUGCCCGGUACGGACUUUAACCAAGCCAUGUUCAUGAAGGAUCAACAAGGAAUGGUCGGGCCGGGUGGACCUAAUAUGAGACCACCGACCAUGGACAUGCAACAAGCGCUGGCUCGUCAACAACAGCAGCAACAACAAAGAGGGAUGGGCGGUCAAUUCCCAGGUGGACAACCCAUGGUGCAACAGCCCUCACAGGGUCAGCCCCAACCAAUGGGGACACCUGGCCAGCGGAACGAAAUGCCACCCCCCCAGGCACCCGCUGGGAAUAACGCCCAACGCAACCAAGGCGCUUCUCCCCAGAGCUCGAACGCCCCUCCGACGCCUUCGACAUCUAACAAGGCGGCGCCUAAGACCAAAAAGGGCAAGGACGAGUCCAGCAACAAGAAGCGUCCAGCUAAGAAGAACUCUACUGCCAAUGCUCCAAGCUCGGAGACCGAGCCGCCAGCAACACCGGCACCAUCGACACCAAUCACACCGGUGCAUCCUGGCCAAGGAUUCAAUUCGGGAGGCAAGGCUGGUGGUCAGGGCAUAUCCAACACGGCGUCCGCCCCCGCUGCUGCGAAUCAAACCAUGCCCCCCAGUCAGCCGCUACAUCAACCUGAUAUGCAACAGAAUUCCUUCUCGGACUUUGCCCCAGACCAGGGAUUCAAUCUCGACUUCAGCACGUUGGAGAAUAGUGACGUUUUGGAAAACUUUGACUUUGACAGCUUUCUCAAUACGACCAACGACGACACCUUUAAUUUUGAUGGCGGCAUCGGCGUUGGUGGGGAUUUCGGACUUGAUGCGACGGGCGACUAGUGUCAAGACUUGCAAGACUAUGUGUAUCAUUUAAUAUUCCGGCGUUGUGAAUCAGGGACGCCGUGGGCAUUCAAGGCACGGGAAACAGGGUGGGCAGCAUAACAUCGACGGAUAUUCUGCUGUGGGGGAUGGUUCCAUUAUUGCCGACGAUACCCGCUACUCAGAUGAAAAUGAAUUAUUGACAUGGACAUAGCUCGAGAUUCGAGGAUGGAGCUGAGGAGGGCCGCGACAGACCGGUGCAUGCUGUUGACCGAGUGUGAUUCUUGUGCACCUUUGACGAAGCACCGGUCAGCUGUUGAUUUGAAGAUGGACAACAUGUAUUCAGGCAUUUUGGGGCGAGCAAAGUGAAUCAAUCGAGCGCCUCCCUCUGGCAGUUUUCUUGUCUUGGUCUCGUUGUGGCCACGGCAGUGGCGAAAAGCAUGCAUGCGGGAAGACACCUGUAUCGAAGGACGCAUGGCGUUGACCAGUUUGUAUUCUGCCUGGGUCUGGUUUCUCUUAUCUUAUUUCAAGUUAGUAGAACUGCGUGGCUUGACCAACAAGGUAUCUUUCACAUUUCA
Messenger RNA from Exophiala mesophila, 3367 nucleotides. RefSeq lists its product as uncharacterized. The record is from RefSeq and is a predicted model, not a curated record. NCBI's taxonomy places the organism in Eukaryota, Fungi, Ascomycota, Eurotiomycetes, Chaetothyriales, Herpotrichiellaceae. Gene Ontology annotation, biological process: positive regulation of transcription by RNA polymerase II. The transcript has 4 exons. Bases 627 to 2810 code for a protein of 727 amino acids. Gene Ontology annotation, cellular component: nucleus.